GGCCAGAUCGUAGCCCAGAUGGCCCAUUCAACAAACUCAACCGUACGACGCCGUUUUACCGUUGUUGUUCAUGAAAUUCCCGAGAUGUCUUCCAAAACACUCCAAAUUCCGUUCACAUUUCGCCACCGCCAUCCCCUCCCCUUUUCUCAUGCGUUUUUGUUUAAUAAUCAGCUCCCCGGCGAAACCGCCACCUCUUCCAUGAAGAACAAUGAGGAAGAAAGUCCCUCUAACGCCAGGGCGCAGCCUUAUCUGGUUCAGCUGGAAGCUUGUCAUCACCUUCUCUCUUGCACUUUGCGUUUUCGCUCUUAUUAGGCUUCAUUCGUCUUCUCGGACCAACCUCGCCUCUGCCUCAUUAUCCCGUAGAUUGCGCCCCCCUCCUGGUUUAUUUUUGGGCCGCCCUAAGAUUGCCUUCUUGUUUCUCACUCGUCGAAACCUCCCUCUUGAUUUCCUUUGGGGAAGCUUCUUCCAGAAUGGCGACGUUGCGAACUUCUCGAUUUACAUUCACUCGGCACCCGGAUUUGUGUUCGAUGAAUCGACGACAAGGUCGCAUUUCUUUUUUGGACGGCAAUUGGAGAAUAGCAUUCAGGUGGACUGGGGAAAGUCGAGUAUGAUUGCUGCAGAGAGGUUGUUACUUGAAGCAGCUCUUGAGGACACUGCAAAUCAGAGAUUUGUUCUUCUAUCGGACAGUUGCGUUCCACUAUACAACUUUAGCUAUAUAUAUAGCUAUCUCAUGGCUUCUCCCAGGAGUUUUGUGGACAGCUUUCUUGAUGCAAAGGAGGGUCGCUAUAACCCAAAAAUGUCACCUGCUAUAACUAAGGGCAAAUGGAGAAAAGGGUCCCAGUGGAUCAGUUUGAUUCGUAGUCACGCAGAAGUAAUUGUGGAUGAUGAUAUUAUAUUCCCAGUCUUUGGAUUAUUCUGCAAGCGAAGGCCACCUGUGGAUGCCAGCAAAGGAACUAUGAACAUUAAACUUCAAAAGCAGCACAACUGUAUUCCAGAUGAACACUACGUCCAGACAUUGCUGGCGUUAAAUGAACUUGAAGGUGAACUUGAACGAAGAACAUUAACUUACACUCUAUGGAAUCAGUCAACCAAUAAUAUGGAGAACAAGGGGUGGCAUCCUAUUACCUUUAACUAUGCUAAGGCUGGACCUCGGCAGAUCGAGGAAAUAAAGGGAAUCAACCAUGUCUACUAUGAGACCGAAUUCAGGACGGAAUGGUGUCGAAAUAAUUCAACUUUCGUUACUUGUUUUCUAUUUGCCAGAAAAUUUUCUCAGGGAGCUGCUAUGCGAUUAUUAAGUGAGGGCGUUGCGAGUGACUUUGAUGCCUAAGCAUUAUUAGAGAUCAAAAAGUUCAACUAAAUUGAACUGUCAUUCAUCCUAGUCAAGCAGUUAAGAUAUUAAAUAUUCUAGGAAGUUUCAAACUGUGAUGUCUCCUGAAAUUAGUAAAAUCAGUGGAGGCAUGCGUGGGUUCGAUAUUCUUGCUCUCCUGAAAUUAGUAAAAAGAAAACCAGGUUUGAUAUUUCAAUCAUAUUUCACAGCACCUAUAUUUGUCCAUCUAACAUAACAUUGUUGGUUCAUGUUUUCAUCAACUGUCUUCAAAUGAAAAAAUUGAUCGUUCAAGGAAGCCACUCCGUUCAUGGUGCGUCCGCAUUGUCAGUCCUUUGAGAAGAGGCUUCUGCAAAACUGCCUUGUACAUGUCCAAAAGAUGGUUACCAAUACUUGUGAUUUUGAUGCUGAUGUAAUAUAGACUCAACGUGUUGUUUAUUUAUUUUAAGGACGUCUAUGCGGACAUUAUUGUUGGUACCAGGAAAAGGAAUGUCGCAUUAAUUAGACUUAUCUACUGAUA
Molecule: messenger RNA, 1844 nt
Organism: Cucurbita maxima (winter squash)
Lineage: Eukaryota; Viridiplantae; Streptophyta; Magnoliopsida; Cucurbitales; Cucurbitaceae
Exons: 11
Coding region: 209-1327 (372 amino acids)
Cellular component (GO): membrane
Molecular function (GO): glycosyltransferase activity
Source: RefSeq, a predicted model, not a curated record